CAGCGUCUUGCACACACCUCCACACGUGCAACCGCCAGGAUGUUCCCGUCGCUCGCUUGACGACUUCUCUCGGGCUUGUUUUAACUUUAGUUUCUCCUCAUUUUUAUUUUUUUCAGUUUUUUUUAUUUUUAUUUUUUUUCGGGGGGGGUGACCAUGGAAAAAUUGGAGCGUGGCGUCCGCGGGUCCUAUCACGGGUCCAAUAAUCCGUUCUAUCACAAGGUGACGCUGAGCAGCUUCCAACGAAUCCGGGGUCUGAUCCUAGGAAGCAUCCUGUUCCCGGUUCGGAUCGUCCUGGCGAGCCUCUGCUUCCUGCUCAUGUGGCCCCUGGCCCGCCUUCGCCUGGCCGGGCUUUCGGCGGAGGAUCGCGCCCGACCCGUCACAGGCUGGCGCCGCUGGCUCUUCCAUCCCGGCGUCUGGCUCCUCAGCCGGGCCGUCUUCUUCUCCGUGGGCUUCGUUUGGGUCCGGGUCAAAGGUCGGCGGGCUGACCUGAGGGAGGCCCCCGUGCUGGUGGUGGCGCCCCACAGCAGCUUUCUGGACAUGCUGGUUUUGUGUACCACCCAGCUGCCCACCGUGGUGUCCCGCUCGGAGAACACAAGCCUGCCGGUCAUUGGAGCUCUGCUGGAGUUCAACCAGUCUGUGCUGGUGAGCAGGAGCGAUCCGGAUUCCAGGAAGAAAGCUGUCGCCCAGCUCACGGAGAGAAUCACUUCCAACGGUUACUGGCCUCAAAUGCUGAUGUUUCCUGAGGGCACCACCACAAACGGCAGCGCUCUGAUUAAGUUCAAACCCGGUGCUUUUCUCUGCGGAGUCCCGGUCCAACCAGUUCUGUUGCAUUUCCCCAACAAAUUGGAUACAGUCCGCUGGACACACAAAGGGACAACGUGGAGCGAAGUGCUGUGGCACACCGCUUCCCAACUCUACACCAACAUAACUGUGGAGUUCUUGCCGGUCUACAAUCCCUCGCUGGAAGAGAGAAACAACCCCAUCCUGUACGCUGACAAUGUGCAGAUGCUCAUGGCAAAGGCUCUCGGCAUUCCGGCUACAGACUACGUGAUGCAGGGCGGCGUGCCCGUCCAAAAAGUGGGCAGUCUGUCUCUCCCGUUGCUGUCACCCGGCAGGGAAGCGUUGAUACUGCUGCACAAGGCCAGGCUGGGAGCGAGUGAAAUGGAAGCUGCGAUGGACAGAAUGGUUGAUGGGUGUCGGUCAGGAUCCUCGCCGGUCGGAGCCGAAGAGCUCACCGGUCUUCUUGGACUCGCUGACCGGCGGACAGCAGCGAGCAUCUGCGGCCUCUACGCCAAGGAAAACGUAGUGGACCUAAGACAGAUCUAUCUGAAUGUGGCCGCUCUCUCUGGACUUGUUAACAUCAAGUCCCUCCUGCACACGGCCUUCGAUCUGUACGACGGAGAGGGGACAGGAAGUCUGAGUGCCGAGGAGCUGUCGGACCUGAUGGGGGCGCUGUUGGGUUCACGUCAACCUCACGCUGCACAGCUCUACGCUGAGGUCUCCAGUGGUGGCCGGUUAAGUCGAGAUGACCUUGUGCGAACGUUCACGAGCCACCCGACCUAUCAGAAAGUGGUGAGCGAGCACCUACAGCCCGGCCAGGCGGCGCGUCAGUUGCUGGUCAACAACAACGGAAACAUGCUCAAUGGCAACAAAAAAGUCAUGUGAAGGUUCAUGUGCUUUUUUUGAUGUGAUUGCAUUUUUUUUUUUUUUUUAAACUUCAGCGCAGAGCCACUUUAACCAAAUAAUUCAAAAAAUUGUAUUGUUGCAUUUUUGUGUGUUUGUCCCUAUACCAAUGUUAUUAUAGACUUCUUAUGUGUGAAUAUUUUUUUAAAGUGCAAGCUGUCCAAAAAAAAAAAAGUAUUGUACAUGUAUUUUUAUAUGAAUAGCUUCAUUUAUUACAGAAAUGCCAUAUGUUUUUUUUUUUUUUCCCCUCACAGGUUUACGGAUGACGUUCAUUCUAUUUCGUUUGGGUUUUAAAAAUGUAAUCUGUUUUUUCGAGUGUUAACGGGAAACAAAAGGGGCUUUGAAUAAAAGUAAACAGUUUUGUC
This is a messenger RNA of Phyllopteryx taeniolatus (common seadragon), 2048 nucleotides long. RefSeq names its product lysophosphatidylcholine acyltransferase 4 (gene lpcat4). Gene Ontology annotation, cellular component: endoplasmic reticulum. The record is from RefSeq and is a predicted model, not a curated record. Bases 154 to 1665 code for a protein of 503 amino acids. Lineage: Eukaryota; Metazoa; Chordata; Actinopteri; Syngnathiformes; Syngnathidae. The transcript is spliced from 13 exons. Gene Ontology annotation, biological process: phosphatidylcholine acyl-chain remodeling. Gene Ontology annotation, molecular function: calcium ion binding; 1-acylglycerophosphocholine O-acyltransferase activity.